Crotalus tigris (Tiger rattlesnake) is the source of this 3179-nucleotide messenger RNA. RefSeq names its product solute carrier family 25 member 16 (gene SLC25A16). Bases 178 to 1149 code for a protein of 323 amino acids. The record is from RefSeq and is a predicted model, not a curated record. Gene Ontology annotation, cellular component: mitochondrial inner membrane. Gene Ontology annotation, biological process: transmembrane transport. The transcript is spliced from 9 exons. NCBI's taxonomy places the organism in Eukaryota, Metazoa, Chordata, Lepidosauria, Squamata, Viperidae.
GGGCGCCACGGGCCGAGGAAGCUCGGCGGCGGCUCCGCCUCCCGGGCUCGCUGGGCGGAGAGGUCCAGCCCGCCCGGCCUCGUGUGCUGCUGGAGGCGAUAGCAUGGGCUGAAGCUGCUCUGCCGCCGCCCCCUCGUACAAUUGGUGUUGGGGAAAGACCAGCCAGUUGUCGGCUUCAUGGCCACGGAAGCCACCGCCGCCGCCGCGGGACCCGGCGCCCGGUUGCCCUCGUCUCCGACCCAGCGAGAUUUCUACUGGCUGCGCUCCUUGGUAGCCGGAGGUGUGGCAGGAUGUUGUGCCAAGUCAACCAUUGCACCAUUGGAUCGAGUAAAGAUUUUGUUGCAGGCUCACAAUCAUCAUUACAAACAUCUAGGUGUGAUUUCUACACUAUGCGCUGUGCCAAAGAAAGAAGGCUUCUUAGGAUACUAUAAAGGAAACGGAGCCAUGAUGAUUCGAAUCUUUCCAUACGGUGCAAUUCAGUUUACAGCAUUUGGUCAGUAUAAAAAGGUGAUAAAGAACAGGCUUGGCAUUUCUAGUCAUAUUCAUCGGUUAAUGGCUGGAUCCUUAGCAGGUAUAACAGCAGUGAUCUGUACAUACCCCCUUGAUAUGGUGAGAGCACGGCUGGCAUUCCAAGUAAAAGGGGAUCAUAAGUACAGGGGAAUUAUUCAUGCAUUCAAGACCAUUUACACCAAGGAAGGUGGUAUGCAAGGAUUUUAUCGUGGACUUAUGCCAACAAUAGUCGGAAUGGCUCCAUAUGCGGGUUUCUCAUUUUUUACCUUUGGUACCUUAAAGAGUGUGGGACUUGCUCAAGCGCCUACCCUGCUCGGGAGGCCUUGCUUAGAUAAUCCUGAUGUCUUAGUUUUGAAAACUCAUGUAAAUUUGCUGUGUGGUGGCAUAGCUGGAGCCAUAGCACAAACAAUAUCAUACCCUCUAGAUGUCACUCGUAGACGAAUGCAGUUGGGAGCCAUACUUCCUGAUUCUGAAAAAUGUUGUACAAUGGUCCAAACAUUGAAAUAUGUUUAUGGAAACCAUGGAAUACGAAGGGGAUUAUACCGUGGAUUAUCAUUGAAUUACAUCCGUUGUAUUCCUUCUCAAGCCGUUGCCUUCACCACUUAUGAAUUUAUGAGGCAAUUUUUACACCUCAAUUAAAGACUGAUGAUUUUUUUUCCAGUUUUAAUAGAUUGAACAGUAAGUUUCAGAAUAUAUUUGAGAAAUCACUAGCAUUUAAAGUGCUUUCUUUAAUAUAUGAAAAUACAGCAAAAAAUUGAAGGAAUUCAACAAAACUUGGCAAAGUUUACUCUGUAUGUAUUUUGUGAGAAUGUAUAUGGUCUUCUUAACUGAAAUCUAUAUGGUUCCAAAAUACUGUAUGUUUGUGUCCAGCGUUAAGAAUUUGAUCACUUUUUUAAAUUAAGGAAACUUUUUUUUAGGAGAUGUCAAUUUGCCUUAGCUAAAAUAUAAGUUGUAGGCACACUUCAAAUUACAUUCCAUGUAAUUGAAUUGAAAAUGUUUAUUUGCUAAUGUGGUUAGGGAUGAUGUAUCAUUCAGUGCUGUAGAAACUCAAUUCAGAGCCUGUUUUUGAGAGCCCAUUCAUGGAUUAGUAUAUUGGGUAACUACUUUCAGAUUUUUGUAAUAGAAAAUAGCUCAUACUCUAUCUAUGAUACAUUGUUCCUUAACUAGAAUGAAAAGUGAAUGAAAAGUGGUGCUUAGAUUCUUACAUAAUUUAGUUUAGCCCUGUUAAUUAUUUCAUGUUUUUCCUCUGAAUCAUGCUGUAUUAUAAAUAGCUUUUGAACUUCUCUCAAAGUAGAUGGGUGAAUGGGUGGGUUUAUAACACAAAUAUACAUUGAAACAUAUAGCAUUCUGAAAUUAAAUGUAAUCCUUUUGAUAGAAUCUCUGAUAAUGCUCUCAAUCCAUUUUCAGUUUGCCUCUACAUUUGAAAAAACAGUACAGAAAAAAUUAAAUGAUCCCUGGGUAUUAAUACUUGAGAUUUUCAAUAACACUAAAAUGAAUAUUGUACACGUCUUCUCAGCCUAACCUUCCAUAUUUUAUAAAUGAUAUUAAGAAACUCAUUUUAAAAAGAAAAUUGUUUGACUUCACAAAGAAACUGUUUGGAUUUCAUUUACAGAGUUCAACUGAAAUUAAAAAAAUAAAUAAGCAGAAGACACUGCUCCCAUGCUGUGAGCAUGUGGGAUACUGCUGAAAGUUUUUGCAACUUUAUAGCACUAGAUAAAAUACUUAUAUAAAUAAAUUAGGGUAUAUAUCUUUAGGUUGGCCAGAUAAAAUAGUGUUUCUGCAUGAAUUGCACUUGGAUCCAGAUGCACAUCUAUCUACAAGAGAGAAGAUAAUUAAAACAAAAACCAAAGAAAGAAUGCUAAAAGUCUCCUGUCCUAAAACAGUUUUCAAGCAGGAAUUACAAUUCAUCUGCUUUGCAGCCAGUUUUCAGUAUCUGCAUAAAUGCAGCUUGUAAGUAGAUAGUUCAUUCUGUUACCUUUGAGUGAUUUAUGUGUGACUUUACAACUUCUCUGAUUGGGGCUUGUGUUGUUAUUAAUACCUUGCUCCUUCCUUUUUAAAUGAGCCUGCCACAAGAAUGAAACUUGAGCAUUUUUGACAAGUUCUUUUCAGAUUAUACUGUGAUGAUGAAUUGCAAGUUGACAGCCCACAUCUGGAUGUUGUUAUUUCAUUUUCAGGGGAACUUGCUUGUAUUAGUAAUUAAUCCUACCCUUUUUACCUGGAUGACGUUGUAGAUAAAUUGUUUUCCUGAACUAGCCUACUUCUUCAUGAGACUCUUCAUUCCUCCUAUUUUAUUUUCCUCUUGCCCAUAGUGAAUUGAGAAUGUCUUUUAAGGAUUUAUUUGAUCCAUGGACUUUGUAUAAGUAGAAAUCUGAUGAUCACCCUUAAAAUUGUAAAAUUACUUUCCUUCUCAAAAUUUUAAUAUAAAGCAAUUUUAUUUAUUUAUUGUAAAUAGUAUAUAUUGAUUAUGAACUGAAAAUGGCUAUGUUACCAAAAAGUAGUAGCUGUAAACUGGGUAUUGCUCAUGGCCUGUACCUAGGACACCUAAUCUUAAAUUCUGUGGUUUGACUUGAAUGAAAAUUGAAGGUAUAUACCUUUAAAUAUGUAAUUUGAUAUAUUUCUGGGCAGAAACAUGUACCUAUUUUUUUAAUAAAAUAACUUGUAUAACAAUA